AAAUAAGGCGGGAAACGUCCGCCCCUCCGCUGGCGGAGCGAGUCACGGGGUAUUAAACCAGAGGAGCAGCUACAAAGUCCUCAGUUCGAAGUCGAAUUAGCUUCCCAAACAUCAUCAUCUCCCCAAUUUUUCGCCCCCGUCUCUUUGGCCCACCCGAGAUCGUACCACGUCGUAAUGCAUUGGCUGUCGUCUCUUCUCCUGCUGGGGGCCGUAGUAGGCCUAGCCCACCCACAGUGCCUCACUCCCAACGACAACUUCCAGGCGGUCCAGUACAGCACAGACCUGUCGGGCAUCACCGACUUCGGCCUAGACCUCUACAAACAGCUGUCUCCUGGGAAUUCCCCGAGGAACUUCUUCUUCAGCCCCUACAGCAUCUGGAGCGCCCUCUCGCUGGCCUACAUCGGCUCCGGCGGGGACACCCAGAAGCAGCUGGAGGCUGCUCUCAGGGUCUCCGGGAAGCUGGAGACCUUCCAACUCAUGAAGGCUCUGGACAACUUGUACGAACAGAGGACUACAAACAAUUCCUUGUACACCUUCAACCUUGCCAAUCGCGCCUAUGUGGAUGGCACUCUGAACGUGAAGCAGUGUGCCAAGACCAUCCUCCACAACGAACUUCGAACUGUUAACUUCCGUAAUAUUGGGGCCACCGCCAAGGAUAUCAACGAUUUCGUCGACGAAACCACAAAGGGCCGCAUCACCAACAUCGUGUCUCCGGCGGAUCUGGUGGAUGCUCUGAUGGUGCUAGUGAACGCCGCUUUCUUCAAGGGGACCUGGAAGUACCAGUUCAAGAAUUCCAACACCCAGAAGAAAGAUUUUUACAUCAGUGCCCAGGAUACGGCCCCUCUCGCCAUGAUGUCUCAGAAAGGAAGCUUCAGAUACGGCGAAUCGGUGAGCCUCGGUGCACGCAUCCUCGAACUGCCGUAUUCCGGAGAGGACAUCUCCAUGUUCCUCCUUCUGCCAAGAUCUGAUUUGCCCUUCGACACUCGCUUCACAAAUAUGAUCAACAAUCUAAACGCUGCUAAUCUCCAGGAGGCUCUCAACCCACGGAACAUGGCAUUCGUUGAAGUAGACGUCGAACUGCCCAAGUUCAAGUUUUCGAUGAAGCUAGGCGAACAACUGGAAACGGCCUUCAAGAAGAUGGGCAUUGUAGACAUCUUCGAUGCAAACCUGGCCGACCUGUCCGGCUUCGACGCCAGAAAGGACAUGAGCCUCAAGAAGGCAAUCCACAAGUCCUUCAUCGAAGUCAACGAGGAGGGGACCGAAGCCGCCGCUGCAACGGCCCUCGUGUUCCUGACCCGGUCCGGCGUGUCCAAAGCACCCCAGAUCGUCAGGUUCCACUGCAACGAGCCUUUCGUCUUCCUCAUCCAUGACAACCAGACCAGAAACGUCCUCUUCAUGGGAGCCAUCAAGAAUCCCCGGGGCUGACUCUUCCAGGAAUCUAGGUCCUCUUCAUCUGCUGCUUCUCUCUCCUCCUCCUCUUCCUUCUUUUCUCCUUUUUCCUUAUCUUCUAGAGUUCCAAAACUCCUUCUUUACCUGAGUAUUCUGAAGUUCCUCCUAAUCCUCUUCUGAUUUACCUUCUGCAAUGCUAGAGAGAAAGACAUCAGUUGAAAUGGACCUGGUCACGUUUUACAGACUACAAUAGCGGUCGUUAUUUAUUUGGCAUGUAUAUCUAUGUACAGAAUUGAUCCCAUGUGGGUAAUCAUUCCUUAACAUGAACUAUGUCACCCACAUUGCCUGUACAUUUCACAUAGAGUCUGAGUGUUAUCAAAACAUUUCUGUUUCUUGUAUCCAUUUUCCUUCAAUUCUUGUAGGUAAAUGCACAUCCACUUUAGAUAUUACUGUAUUUGUAUAAUAGUCUGUCACAUAUAUUACCCAUAACAUGUUUUUUAUACUUUGAAAUACUAUUGAGAUCCAAAUAACCCAUUGAUACCAAAUUCACUCUUGUCUUGGGAGUAAUUGGCACCCACAGGAAAUUUUAUGUAUAUGUAUAAUAUGUAUUUACUAUAUUUAUAUAUAUAAUAUAUACAUAUAUAUAAACAUCUAAUAAAAGUAGCCUAUAAAAAGGCCAAAAUGUAGAAAGUAAGUACUAAAUUUCUGAGACCAGCUGUCUCUCUGGUCUCUGAAAUAUAGAAUUUACUUUCAACAUUUUGGCGUAUUUAUGGGCUCCUUUUAUUAGAUGGAAUUCUGUUUUAUCAGAAUAUAUUUCACAGUCAAGUACGUAUAUGCACACAUAUAUAUACAUACAUAUAUAUGUAUAGUAUAUAUCCUUUUUAUUUAUUUGUAACAUCAACCUUCGCACACACACACACACACAGACCACUUUGAACAUUGUUGUUGAACUAAGCUGUCGUGUGACAACCGACAGAAAUUCUCUUCUGAAGCGAAAAGCACCAAGAGGCGUAUUUGUGUGACCUUGUAAAUAUUGAGUUCUUUUGUGUAUGAGAGUUCCUGAAUAAAAGUUUUAAUUUUGUA
Molecule: messenger RNA, 2472 nt
Organism: Macrobrachium nipponense
Lineage: Eukaryota; Metazoa; Arthropoda; Malacostraca; Decapoda; Palaemonidae
Product: leukocyte elastase inhibitor-like
Exons: 6
Coding region: 175-1425 (416 amino acids)
Molecular function (GO): serine-type endopeptidase inhibitor activity
Source: RefSeq, a predicted model, not a curated record